AUGAGCAAAGUCAAAGAGCUACAAACGGCACAAUUAGGAUCACCAGAACUGCUGGCGAAAGCUAAGGCUACUGACUUGAAGUCCAUGUUUAAUGACGAGAAAGUAUGCAAGCAAAUCAUCAGUGCAGCGAAACGGGUGUCCAAGAAGCGAGCAGCGGGCGAAGACAUUACUCCUUCGCCCAAGAAGUCGAAGAAGACCUCUGGAUAUGCAGAUCCAUCUGCGCCGCCAGCUGACCUGGAAGCGACGUUGGAGCUACCCACUAGCGUUCUAGACGAAGAUAAACUCUCGAAAGUUGUGGUCCAUAGCAAUCGGGCUCCGCUGUUCCUUGCCUUCACAUUAACGUUGUUGAGAUACGCAAUGCCGGAGCAGCCACUGUCGAGCAGAUUGAGUCUUGCCCAAGCAUUCAUUAGUACAAGCAGUCGAUCGAGAGCCGUAAGCUUAGGCAUUCAGACGCUCGACAGUGGCGAGGUAGAGGCAGAGCAGAGGCUCGCCGAGGGUCAGCCGACAGUCAAGAUCAUGGGCAAGGAGUUACCUGUGCUGCGACGAUGGGGCUAUGAGUGGCAGCGAGAAGAUGCGCCGACGGAUGAUGGUGCACCAGAACAUGAUUCUGGAGAGCAAGUGAGCAAGCUCAAAGCCAAUGCGGACAGGGAGGCUGUCAAAUUCGAGGAAGCCGAAGCACAAGAAGAGCAUCCAGCGCUAUGGGCCCUCGACCUCGAAGCUCUAAGAAAGUCCAAUAAGCACGACAUCUCAGCGGCCAAUGCCAAAGCAGGCAACAACAGUAACCUCCCAAUCUAUACUCCACAAUCUGCUCGAGCAUAUAUGGUCAAAGCCUUCGAUGCUCCAGCAGGCGAGAAGGGAACCAAGACUUCUGCUGCAUCUCGACUAGCGAUCAAAGAGCGGAAUUUAGGCCAUCUGCUUCGUGCGCUUGACAUGCUGUACAACUCGUGGACGUGCACCUUGACCUCUGACGAACUUGAUGGUCGGACAUGGGGCUGGUAUGUCAAGGUUCGGCCGGAUGUUGAGCAAGGCGUAGCUGGCUGGGGAGGGAAGAACGAGAUUAGACUUGCUGAUAUUCUGGACUUACGGCAUGGUAGAUAG
Recurvomyces mirabilis is the source of this 1098-nucleotide messenger RNA. RefSeq lists its product as uncharacterized. Bases 1 to 1098 code for a protein of 365 amino acids. The record is from RefSeq and is a predicted model, not a curated record. The transcript has a single exon. NCBI's taxonomy places the organism in Eukaryota, Fungi, Ascomycota, Dothideomycetes, Mycosphaerellales, Teratosphaeriaceae.